Messenger RNA from Calliphora vicina (urban bluebottle blowfly), 2965 nucleotides. RefSeq names its product putative sodium-dependent multivitamin transporter. The transcript is spliced from 3 exons. Gene Ontology annotation, cellular component: membrane. Gene Ontology annotation, biological process: transmembrane transport; sodium ion transport. Gene Ontology annotation, molecular function: symporter activity. NCBI's taxonomy places the organism in Eukaryota, Metazoa, Arthropoda, Insecta, Diptera, Calliphoridae. The record is from RefSeq and is a predicted model, not a curated record. The coding region runs from base 791 to 2581 and encodes 596 amino acids.
UUGUGCCCGUGUGGAUGUCUUUCGGUUAUUAUAAUCAAAAGUAAAAGAAACUAUAUUAUUUUAGACCACUUACUUUAUUUUGUUAACUUGACGGUAUUACUCGUGCUAUAAUUCUACAGUGUCAUGUCAUAAUGUUUUCUUUCCUACGUUAAAUAAUAAGUUACACAGUGGAAAAAGCUAAAACAAAAACAACUCAAUUUCAUGUGUUUUGAAACGUCAUAAAAACAACUGAUUUCUCUUGGAGAGGGUCGCGCGAUUUUGCGUAAAAAAACAACAAAUAUAUACAAACAAAAACGAAAAAAAAGAAAAACAACAAUACACACUUAUAAAAAAAUAGAAAAUAAAACAAAAUUUAAUGAUUGUGAAUGUGCAUUGGCAAAAUAUAGUCCAGAAAAAGAACAAUAAAAGGUGAUGAUAAUGAUGACAAUGAUUAGCCAAAAAAGCCAAAUAUUUCACCAGAUAAUAGUAGGAAAUAAAAUUAAUUGAAAAUAAGAAGAAACUAUUGAUUUUCUAAGUGCAUGAAACGAAAGUAAAUAAAAAAUCAAAGUGUUUAGAAACAAAAUUGUAUAACAGAACUGUGUAAAAAAAAGAAAAAUUAAGUAAAGCUAAGGCCAAUGUAAUGUUCCUGUUUUAAAAGAAAAAAUGUGCAGAAGUACUCGUACCUGAGCUGGAAGCAAAUAACAACAAAGUGUCCUCACAAAUUACCUAAAUCAUCUACCUCGCUGAUUUAUAGCUAUUUAAAACUAUUUAUAAUUACAACCCACACUCUUAAAAUAUAUAUAUUGUCAACAUGUCUAAUUUUGAUGCCUGGGAUUAUGCGGUGUUGAUCACCAUCCUGGCCAUUUCAGCCUCUAUAGGCAUUUACUAUCGCCUGUCGGGCGGCAAACAAAAAACCACCAAAGAAUAUUUAAUGGCUGACCAAAGUAUGUCAGCGUUACCAGUAUCAUUUAGUUUAAUGGCCAGUUUCAUGUCGGCCAUAACCCUGUUGGGUGUCUCCAAUGAAAGCUAUCAGUUUGGCAUAAUGUUUUGUGCCAUCAAUAUUGCCUACAUCUUGAGUACUCCCUUGGCAGCGUAUGGAUUUCUACCGGUGUUCUAUCGCAUGCGCACCACCAGUGUUUAUGAGUAUUUGGAGAGGCGUUUUGGUCACAGCAUGCGUUUGGUGGCCUCGUUGGCCUAUUCGGUACAAAUGAUUUUAUAUAUGGGCAUUGUGCUGUAUGCCCCCGCCUUGGCUCUGGAAGCUGUAACGGGUUUAAGUCAUGUGGCGGCCAUUUUAGCCAUUGGUUUGGUGUGCACUUUUUACUCGACACUGGGUGGCAUGAAAGCUGUUCUCAUCACCGAUGUCUUUCAAUCUCUAUUGAUGUUUGCCGGCAUUUAUUCGGUGAUCAUAGUAUCGGCCAUUAAGGCGGGAGGUCUUAAGCCUAUUUGGCAGGCUGCUCAGGAAACCGGACGUUUAGAUGUUUCAGCUAUCUCUUUGGAUCCUACAGUACGUCACACCUGGUGGAGUUUAAUUAUUGGCGGUAUGGUUACGUAUCUGUCGCUCUAUGGCGUAAAUCAAACUCAGGUUCAGCGUUUGUUGAGUGUGAGAGACUUGAAGGGAGCUCAAACUGCAUUGUGGUGGAAUCUGCCUAUUCUGAGUUGUUUGAGUUUUAGUACACUAUUUACGGGUCUGGCGAUAUUUUACUAUUAUCGUAAUUGUGAUCCUGUUCUGAAUGGCCGUAUUAAGUCAAGAGAUCAAUUGAUGCCAUUAUUUGCUAUAGAUACUAUGGGUCAAUAUCCCGGUUUAUGUGGCCUCUUUGUUUCCGGAAUCUUCUCCGCCAGUCUGUCAACCGUGUCCUCGGCCGUCAGCUCACUAUCGGCUGUAACACUAGAGGAUUAUUUAAAACCUUUGUAUAAGAAACUUUUCAAGCGACCCAUGUCCGACUCCAGUACCACUUUGCCUUCGAAAAUAAUGGCCUGCCUUUAUGGUCUAGUGUGCAUAGCCUUGGCCUUUGGAGCUGGUUCUAUGGGCGGUGUAUUGCAGGCUUCACUUACAAUUUUCGGUGUGGUGGGUGGUCCGCUAUUGGCUGUUUUCACUUUAGGCAUGUGCACAACCCGAGCCAAUCAAAGAGGCGUAAUAGCUGGGCUUUUAUGUGGUCUAGGUUUUGCAUUUUGGAUUGGUUUUGGAGGUCCCAAGCCACCACCACCAUCUUUGCCUCUAUCCGAUGAUGGCUGUGUCGUUGCUACAAAUGCAACUUUAGUAGCAGAAUCAUUAAGAGUCAUAGAGGAGCUUGUAAAUACUACAAUAAGCACCACCACCGAACAGAGUUUCACAGCGGCGGAUCAACAAUAUUUCUGGCUGUAUCGUCUGUCUUACAUGUGGUAUUGUGUUAUAGGUUUCAUUAUCACCCUUAUUUGUGGCUACUCUUUCAGUCGGCUGCUCGAACGCUUUGGCUUGGCUGAUAAUUCUCAAAUAUAUUUGGAUAUAUCGUGCAAACAAAUCGACUAUGAUUUAUUUGUGCCCAUUUUGUCGCGCAAACUGCAACAUCAAGCUGCUGCCUCCGAAGAGUUGGGUAAAUUAAAUUAUUGUAAUGCUAUGACUUAAAUUUACUUAAUUACAAUAUUAUUAAUGUCAUUAUUACGUUAUUAGUUUCUAUUGUAAAUUCAUUAGAGUUUAAGUUUUUCAUAUUCGGGUUUAAUUUGAAUUAAGUUUUAAAAGGGGGUUCUAAAUAUUUUAAAUUUUAGUCAUCUCAUUAGAGAAUACCUGCUUACUUAUACAUACUAUGUACUUUAAUUCGAGUUUUUAGUUUAAUUUUUAAGUUUUGAAUUGUCUGUGUUUAAGAAUUUUACUUAUUUUUAAAUUUACUUAAUUUUUAAAAAAUUUACUUAUUUUACUUAAUUUUUUUAUUUGAUAUUAAUUUAAAUUAAUUUUUAAAAGAAGAAUAAUAUUGAAAUAUAUUAAAAGUGGACUUUAAAAGUUCAAAUAUAA